Molecule: messenger RNA, 1957 nt
Organism: Daucus carota subsp. sativus
Lineage: Eukaryota; Viridiplantae; Streptophyta; Magnoliopsida; Apiales; Apiaceae
Product: glucomannan 4-beta-mannosyltransferase 1
Exons: 9
Coding region: 386-1957 (523 amino acids)
Cellular component (GO): Golgi apparatus
Molecular function (GO): mannan synthase activity
Source: RefSeq, a predicted model, not a curated record
UCAACAAUUUGAUGACUUCCUUUUAUUGUUGGCGGUUCCAGCUAGCAAGUAGCUACGUAGCAGCAUCAUUGCGUGCAUGUUCUCCGGGUGUCCUUGCUAACGAAAGACUUCAAUUUCAAUCGUUCACUCCUCUUGUAGAAUGCUUCCAGCUAAAGCCUAGCUAUCCUCAUCUUUAUCCUGAAAUUUUUCUAUGUUAAGCAUAUACUACGUAAUUGCCAAAGCACAGCAUCCAUCAGAUGCACUCCAUAGUUAUCCCUUCCCCGGUUCCCCCUCUAUAAAAAUCAUCCCCUUCCUUACUUUCUUCUAAAGCUCUGCAUCUAAGCUUUUUCCCACAUCAAUUUCCUUUUUUGCUUCGCACUUCAGUUUUAUCCCCACACCUUACAAUAUGAGAAAUUCAGUCUUCCAAGAGCCUGAUGAGAUAACAAUGAGCAUCAAUGAUGCUCAGAAGAAACUCAGAGCAUCAGUAAUUGUGCCACUCUUGUAUUUUGCACUAUUUGUAUGUGUGAUUAUGUCUCUUAUGCUUUUCAUUGAACGGCUGUACAUGACAGCCGUGAUCCUAUAUGUUAAAGCAUUGGGGAAAAAGAGAUACACACAAUACAAUCUGGAUUCUGUGAAAGAAAGAAUGGAACGGAAUAGAGAGCAUCCGACAGUCUUGAUCCAGAUACCUAUGUACAAUGAAAGUGAGGUAUACAAACUCUCAAUUGGAGCUGUAUGUGCACUCUUAUGGCCACAGGACCGACUCAUUGUUCAAGUUCUUGAUGAUUCAACCAAUACAACAAUAAUGACGAAUGUACAGGCAGAGUGCAGGAAAUGGCAAAAUCAAGGCGUGAAUAUUAAGUAUGAAAAUAGGGCCAACAGAAAUGGCUAUAAAGCAGGAGCUCUGCGGGAAGGGUUACAAAAGCAGUAUGUCGACAAUUGUGAAUAUGUGGUGAUAUUUGAUGCAGACUUUCAGCCUGAGAGAGAUUUUCUUGAAAGAACUAUUCCUUAUCUAAUUGAUAACAAGGAACUGGGGAUGGUUCAGGCCAGAUGGAAGUUUGUUAACGCGGAUGAAUGUCUUAUGACUCGUCUCCAAGAGAUGUCACUUAACUAUCACUUCUCAGUUGAGCAAGAAGUAGGCUCCUCAACAUGCCAAUUUUUUGGAUUCAAUGGUACCGCUGGUGUAUGGCGAAUUCAAGCAAUUAAGGAUGCAGGAGGAUGGAAAGAGCGAACCACAGUGGAGGACAUGGAUCUUGCAGUCAGAGCCAGUCUGCAGGGUUGGAAGUUUGUCUUUGUAGGAGAUGUGUCGGUUAAAAAUGAACUACCGAGCACCUUCAAGGCUUACCGAUUCCAGCAGCACCGCUGGUCAUGUGGUCCAGCCAACCUUUUCAAAAAAAUGACAAAGGAAAUCAUGCUUUGCAGACGCGUGUCUGUAUGGAAGAAGAUUCACCUCAUAUACGCAUUCUUCUUUGUUAGGAAGAUCGUUGCACAUUGGGUAACCUUCUUCUUCUACUGUGUGGUUAUUCCUGCAUGCGUUUUGCUUCCUGAGGUUUAUCUUCCAAAGCCAUUAGCCAUAUAUAUUCCAGCAAUCAUCACAAUUCUGAACACUGGUGGCACUCCUAGAUCCUUGCAUCUUCUCGUAUUCUGGAUACUGUUUGAAAAUGUCAUGUCCCUUCACCGAACUAAGGCAUCAAUAAUCGGGCUAUUGGAAGCCAGUCGAGUCAAUGAAUGGGUUGUGACGGAAAAGCUUGGCAAUAGAAGAAAUAACCAAGCUAGAGUUUCUUUUUUUAAAUCCAAAUUCCAAUGUGGAGAGAGGAUUCACAAGCUGGAGUUCAUAAUGGGGAUAUUCAUGCUUCAUUGUGCUGUAUACAACAUGUUGCACGGCAAUGAUCACAUGUUUGUAUAUUUGUUCUUGCAAUCCGGGGCGUUCUUCACAGUAGCAUUUGGUUUCAUUGGCACGUUUGUCCCAACUAGGCAGUGA